Molecule: messenger RNA, 963 nt
Organism: Caenorhabditis remanei
Lineage: Eukaryota; Metazoa; Nematoda; Chromadorea; Rhabditida; Rhabditidae
Exons: 3
Coding region: 1-963 (320 amino acids)
Source: RefSeq, a predicted model, not a curated record
AUGAGGUCCAUUAGAUUUCUAUUGUUUUUGGCGGUGCUGGGAUUGGAAGUGGUCUUGAUUCGUGGAAAAAUAAAUCCAGUGGCGUUGGGGAGUGAACACUCCGGCGACACUGACGAAAACUUCAUCUCCCAAGACAUCGAAGGUUCUGGAGUUCCUCCGAAGAACCUCUCCAUCAUCGCAGAGCAACCAAAUGUUGGGAAUGAAGAAUUGGUGGCCGAAGGAUCGGGCGGUCCUAUGAUUCCACCUAAACCAGACUCCUCAGGAUCUGACGACUUUGAGGAUGGAGCUUCUGGGGAGCCAAUGUUUGGAGGAUCAGGAGACCCGGGGGUGGUUCCGAGAACCGAGAAACCAUUACCUCCGUUUGUUGAAGACCUGGUUACUGGGCAACCGGAGGAAUCAACAAUGCCACCAAAGGAUCCGGCGGAGUUCGCUACCCAUGAACCAGAUAUCAUUGAUGAUGAACCAACUGGACCCACCACUCCAUUCGAUAUCAACAAUUUGGAGACUGGUGUUCCAGAAGGGUCUACAAAAGAACCGUACAUGCCGAAACCGGUGACAAAACCCAAACCAGGACAACACAACUAUUCCGACGAUUCCACUGAUGGAUAUUCUGGAGGCACAGGUUACACAGACUUCUCCGACUUUACAGAUGUCCCUGGAGGGUCUAGUGAGCUUCCAAUGGAAAGUAUCCCACCGGUUCAUUGGACGAAAUCAACACCAAGAGAUUUCACGAUUAGUCAGAAGAUUGAUGAGAAUAGUGCAGGUUAUCAACAGUUGUUGCACAUGUUGGAGGACCUUGGACACCGUCGCAAAGACGACAUCAUCGAGAAACAACAGACAGAAUUCUAUGUCAGCAGAGCUUCAAGUCUUAUGGAUUCUAUUGAUAAUGUAAGAAUUGUUUUUAAGAAAGUAUUAUAUGUGGAGGCGGGCCUUAAAUGCGGUCGGAGACAGACCCGCUCCUGA